Bursaphelenchus xylophilus (pine wood nematode) is the source of this 461-nucleotide messenger RNA. NCBI's taxonomy places the organism in Eukaryota, Metazoa, Nematoda, Chromadorea, Rhabditida, Aphelenchoididae. The record is from the annotation of a GenBank genome assembly.
AUGCCACCGAAGAAGAAGCCCGUCGCUAAAGGGGAUGAUUCUGGAGGAGCAAAAGAAGUCAAGGGAGGGACGUCGGUGAAGGUCAGGCACAUCCUAUGUGAGAAACAAGUAAGUCUUACAUACGAAACCCGAAAAGUUGAGCGCUUGAUAAGAGUUACUGUUAUGUUGUUAUAGGCUAAAGCACUAGAAGCAAUCGAAAAGUUAAAGAGUGGAAUGAAAUUCAAUGAAGUGGCAGCUCAAUACAGCGAAGAUAAAGCCCGGUCCGGAGUAAGUUUCCCGUCUCUUUAUACUUACAUAUUUAGGGUGAUCUCGGUUGGAUGACAAGAGGGUCCAUGGUUGGCCCAUUCCAAGAUGCCGCUUUCGCCUUGGUCAAGAGUACGACUGACAAACCCAUCUACACGGACCCUCCGGUCAAGACAAAGUUCGGAUAUCAUGUUAUCAUGGUCGAAGGAAAGAAAUAA